This is a messenger RNA of Macroventuria anomochaeta, 1559 nucleotides long. Its product is annotated as ser/Thr protein phosphatase family protein. The record is from RefSeq and is a predicted model, not a curated record. The transcript has 2 exons. Gene Ontology annotation, molecular function: hydrolase activity. NCBI's taxonomy places the organism in Eukaryota, Fungi, Ascomycota, Dothideomycetes, Pleosporales, Didymellaceae. Bases 230 to 1240 code for a protein of 336 amino acids.
CAAUGCAAUAUGUUUGCAGUUCAAAGAGCCAUUGGUCCUCCAACAUAAGUCAACCUUUCCAUGCAGGUACAUAAACUUCUAGGCACUGCACCGUACAAGAAGAAGUCUAAUUGCUUUUUCCACCCUAAAUCAAGUUGUGGUCUAAGGGACGGAGCGAUUCUGGUGAUCCCCCGCUGGCCCCACCUGCACUGUCGAGCUUCCACCCAGGCUCCAAAGCUCAAGCACCAACAUGUCUUCCACCCCAACACCGUCAACACCAAGCACCCACGUGAAAACCCGCUUCCUCAUACUCUCGGAUACGCACUCCUCCGAGCCCUCCCAAAACACCAACAAUGACGCUCCCUACCGCUCUCCCCUCCCAAAAGCCGACGUCCUCCUGCACUGCGGUGACCUGACAAUGCUCGGCCACUUCGACGAAUACGAACGAACCCUCAACAUGCUAGAAAGUAUUGACGCAGAACUCAAGCUCGUGAUUGCUGGGAACCACGACAUCAGUCUUGACGAGACGUACUACAAGAGAAUGGGACGGCACAUGCAAGGAAAGCGGUUCGAUGCGGAUAUGCCGCGUGGAGCGAGGGAGAUGUGGAUGGGUGAGCGUGCGAGGAAGGCUGGGGUCACGUAUUUGGAGGAAGGUAGGUAUACGUUUAAGUUGGGGAAUGGGGCUAGGUUGGGCGUGUGGGCUAGUCCGUACCAGCCUGAGUUUUGCGACUAUGCGUUCCCGUAUCAGCGCAAUGAGGAUCGAUAUAAUCCUCCGCACCAGUGUUCACCGGGUGCCACGCCUAUCGCUGAGAACCCUGUGCCGGAUUGGCAGGAGAAUGAGGGAAUCGAUGUGAUUAUGACACACGGCCCGCCCAUGGGCAUACUUGAUGCAGUGCAGAAUGGUGAGCAUGUUGGGUGUGAGCAUCUACUCAGAGCUGUGAGGCGGUGUAGACCGAGAUUGCAUUGUUUUGGGCAUAUACAUGAGGGGUGGGGUGCGCAGAGGGUUGAAUGGGCUGAAGGGGAGCAGCUGGACGUCAAGCCUGAGGAGCAUUUCAAGGGUGCUGACGCGAUGGAGGUGGACAGGCAACGGAUGGAGGAUGGGCGAGCGGCAUUCGUGGAUAUCAGUCAUGGUGGGGACAACGCCAUUGCAUUCGGACGAGAGACCUUGAUGGUCAAUGCGAGCAUCAUGUCGGUCACGUACAAGCCGGUGCAGGGCCCGUGGCUGGUGGACAUGGAUCUCGAAAAAGCGCCUGUCAACUGAGCUUGAGGAGCUGUCAACAAGCACCUGUGGCUGGUGGGCAUCGUCCUCACGUCAACGCACCAGAGCCGCCUGUCGGUUGGCAACCGACCUGUGGCUGUGCGAACGGUACUCGGUAAUGGUAUCAAUCAACUGAGGACGGCAGAUCACAGUUAUUCUCGAUGCAGAUACCGCUUUUUUGUUUGCGAAAGCGAGUCUGCCAACCUGGACUGCUUUCCUGACGGCAUUGGGUCCUUCAUUGGACCACAGAAAUAGACUCCCAUCCUCGUUACACGCCAAGUCGUCAUCGCAGCAAUGUGCAACCACUCAAAGCCUGCAAAAA